AUGAGUGUGUUAGCGAAGCAUAAAUACGGACUGAUCUUAUGCGAAAAUCGUCUUCCAUUCCAGAAACUUGACCAAGGACCCGAUGUCUUAUUCAUAGCACGUAACAUUGAUUCGUUUGUUGAAUCCUAUAACUACAAUCUUAAUGAACAGUUUUUUAUCGAAAAGGACAGCAAAAGUAAGCAGUUAACAGUGCUGACCGUAGAGCAUGUGGCGAAUUCGAUACGAACACAUGGAAUGGGAAUUAUGAAUACCACGGUACAUACUGUCUUGCUUUGUUAG
Molecule: messenger RNA, 279 nt
Organism: Gongylonema pulchrum
Lineage: Eukaryota; Metazoa; Nematoda; Chromadorea; Rhabditida; Gongylonematidae
Source: the annotation of a GenBank genome assembly